Molecule: messenger RNA, 1425 nt
Organism: Xenopus laevis (African clawed frog)
Lineage: Eukaryota; Metazoa; Chordata; Amphibia; Anura; Pipidae
Gene: ppcdc.L
Product: phosphopantothenoylcysteine decarboxylase L homeolog
Exons: 7
Coding region: 206-847 (213 amino acids)
Source: RefSeq, a predicted model, not a curated record
CACAUGUACACAGUAUUCCUCCCAGCUUCCUGUUACGCCAACCUACCAUUUUUUAGCAAAUGAGCUUUCGUGAGGUCGCUUCAAGCUGCUAUUCUCCAUCCGGCCCAUUCGCUUACGUGAGGCAGAGACGUUGUGCAGGUGGUGGGAAGCACAAUCAGACUGUCACGGUUUGCUUCAAAUCUGUGGAAUCAGGUAUUGUCUAGGGAUGGAUGUUAGCUUGGAGAGUACUGACUCUGUCCAGUGUUCUCCAGCACCUUCUGGAACUGAACUCACUGUAUCUCGUUCUGGAAUUCACAUACUGGUUGGCGUAACUGGCAGUGUGGCUGCUCUGAAACUGCCGCUUCUUGUAUCUGGCUUUCUGCAAAUACCAGGGGUACAGGUUCAAGUUGUAAGUACAGAGAAGGCCAAACACUUCUACAACGUGCAGGAUAUAGCUGUGCCGCUAUGUAGUGACCAGGAUGAAUGGACGAUGUGGACAAAGCGAUCUGAUCCUGUGUUACACAUUGAACUUCGGCGAUGGGCUGACCUGAUGCUUCUGGCUCCUCUGGAUGCUAACACUUUAGGAAAAAUCUCCAGUGGGAUUUGUGACAAUCUUUUGACUUGUGUGGUACGUGCAUGGGAUUUGCAGAAACCACUUCUCUUUUGUCCAGCAAUGAACACCGCAAUGUGGAAUCAUCCUAUCACAGAGCAGCAAAUAUUGCAUCUUCGCAGCUUUGGCUACACAGAAAUUCCCUGCAUCGCAAAGAAGCUUAUGUGCGGGGAUGAAGGACUUGGAGCUAUGGCAGAAGUGAGCACCAUUCUUGAGAAAGUGAAAGAAGUUCUUAAAGAACGCCAUUUGCUGGUAUAAUGGUCAUGAUGACAGAGUAAGCACUAUACAAGACACUUAGGUUCUACAGAUACAGGGCUCAAGAAAUGCCCCAUCAUUGCCAGAGCUGUGGAGUCGGCAGCAAUUUUGGAUACCUGGAGCCAGUCUGAGUCGCCAAAAAUGGCUCCUAAUAACUUUAAAUACAAGCACUGGUAAAAAUCAAAUCAGAUUUAAGAGCUUCUAUGAAGGAGGAUAUGGCAGAAGUAAUUCUUUUUCUAAGAACAAUACUUUAGUUAAUUUUGGAUUCGAUUUAGCAGCUAUGCUACAGCCAUAUGCCAGGUUCAAUUAAUAUAGGGCUGUCCAACUGGCAGCGACAACCCAAUCCCCUUGUGUGGCCCCUCUCAUGAAAGUCUGCCUGCUGUGUCUGUUUACCAUGUGUACCAUGCAUUGUUUACACCUCAAAUUCAGACUGUAAUCUCCUGUAUUGUUCACACAUGUAAUCCCCCUGCAUUGUUCACUCUUGUAACACCUCUAUUGUUCACACCCUAAAGCCCUGUACUGUUCACACCUCAUACCCAGACUGAAACUUGUUCACACUCAUAAAAACUGCUGAAGGGGCA